GAGAAAAUUAUUACAUUUGUGAAGAACGAGCUGAAGAUGUUCAAGAGGAAUCUUAGUCCAGAACUCCCAGAAGGCUUUGAGAGUCAGAAGCAGGAUGAGGAAGUGGUGGAUGCUGAAGAUGAGAAGCAGGAGAGCAGUGCCAGAGAGGGGGCUCUGAAGAUCACACUGCACGUCCUGAGGAAAAUGAACCAGAAGGAGCUUGCUGACACACUGGAGAAAAAUGAGCUUGCUGUGAUUUGCCAACGUGAACUCAAAUCUAAUCUAAAGAAGAAGUUUCAAUGUGUAUUUGAGGGGAUCGCUAAACAAGGAAACCCAACACUUCUCAAUAAGAUCUACACAGAGCUGUACAUCACAGAGGGUGGAACAGGAGAGGUCAAUAAUGAACAUGAGCUGAGACAGAUUGAGACAACAACCAGGAAACAAGCAAGACCAGAGACUGCAAUCAAAUGUAACGACAUCUUCAAAUCCUUAACAGGACAAGACAAACUUAUAAGAACUGUGCUGACGAAGGGUGUCGCUGGCAUUGGAAAAACAGUCUCUGUGCAGAAGUUCAUUCUGGACUGGGCUGAAGGAAAAGCAAAUCAGGAUGUCCAAUUUGUAUUUCCAUUCCCUUUCCGGGAGCUGAAUUUGAUGAAAGGGGAAAAACACACUUUGAUUGAACUCCUCAAUCACUUCUCAAUGGAAACCAAACAAUCAGGAAUCUCCAACUACGACAAGUACAAAGUUCUGUUCAUCUUUGAUGGUCUGGAUGAGUGCCGACUGCCCCUAGACUUCCAGAAGAACAAGAUCUGUUGUGACGUCACAGAGUCAACCUCCAUGGAUGUUCUGCUGACAAAUCUCAUGAAGGGAAAUCUGCUUCCCUCUGCUCUCCUCUGGAUAACUACCCGACCUGCAGCAGCCAAUAAGAUCCCUUCAGGGUGUGUUGACCAGGUGACAGAGGUACGAGGCUUCAAUGACCCACAGAAGGAGGAGUACUUCAGGAAGAGAUUCAGUGAUGAGGACCUGGCCAGCAGAAUCAUCUCACACAUAAAGACAUCAAGGAGCCUCCACAUCAUGUGCCACAUUCCAGUCUUCUGUUGGAUUUCUGCAACAGUCCUUGAACACAUGCUGAAACAUAAGAGAGAAGAGAUGCCCAAGACUCUGACUGAGAUGUACACACACCUUGUGGUGUUUCAUACCAAACAGAAGAAUGAAAAGUAUCCUGGGAAAGAAGAGACAGGUCCACACUGGAAUAAGGAGAGCAUUCUGUCACUGGGAAAACUGGCUUUUCAACAGCUUGUGAAUGGCAAUCUGAUUUUCUAUGAAGAAGACCUGAAAGAGGCUGGCAUUGAUGUCAAUGAUGACUCAGUGUACUCAGGAUUGUGCACACAGCUCUUUAAAGAGGAAUGUGGACUGUACCAGGACAAGGUGUACUGCUUUGUUCAUCUGAGCAUUCAGGAGUUUCUGGCUGCUGUAUAUGUGUUCCUCUCAUUCAUCAACAACAAUGAGAAUCUAAUGGCCGAACCGCAAUCAACGUACAGGAACGUUUCUGCGCUGUUCAGAGACAAGCCUAAAGUUACUGUCUACAAGAAUGCUGUGGAUAAAGCCUUACAAAGUGAGACGGGAAACCUGGACCUUUUCCUCCGCUUCCUUCUGGGCCUCUCACUGGAGUCCAAUCAGAAGCACUUACGAGGUCUUCUGACAAAGACAAGAAGCAGCUCAAAGAGCCAUGAAAAAACAGUCAAGUACAUCAAGGAGAAGAUCGGGGAGAAUCCCUCUCCAGAGAGGAGCAUCAAUCUGUUCCACUGUCUGAAUGAACUGAAUGACCAUUCUCUAGUGGAGGAGAUCCAAAGAUACCUGAGAUCAGGAAGUCUCUCAAAACCCAACCUCUCACCUGCACAGUGGUCAGCUCUGGUUUUUGUGUUGCUGACUUCAGAAAAGGAGCUGGAUGUGUUUGACCUGAAGAAAUACUCCAGAUCAGAGGAAGGUCUUCUGAGGCUGUUGCCAGUGGUCAAAGCCUCCAGAGCUGUUCUGCUGUCAGGCUGUGGAGUCACAGAGGAAGGCUGUGCUUCUCUGGUCUCAGCUCUGAGGUCAAACCCCUCACACCUGAGAGAGCUGGACCUGAGUAACAAUGACCUGAAGGAUUCAGGAGUGAAGCUGCUCUCUGCUGGACUGGGGAAUCCCCACUGUAAACUGGAGACUCUGAGGCUGUCAGGCUGUCUAGUCACAGAGGAAGGCUGUGCUUCUCUGGCCUCAGCUCUGAGGUCAAACCCCUCACACCUGAGAGAGCUGGACCUGAGCUACAAUCACCCAGGAGACUCACUCACACUGGACCUAAACACAGUAGACAGAGAUCUCUCUCUGUCUGAGGAGAACAGAAAGGUGACAUGGAGGAGAGAGAAGCAGCCGUAUCCUGAUCACCCAGAGAGAUUUGAGGACUGUGGACAGGUGCUGUGUAGAAAGGGUCUGACUGGGCGCUGUUACUGGGAGGCAGAGUGUAGUGGGAGAAAGGGGGCUGUUAUAGGAGUGACAUAUAAAGGAAUCAACAGAAGAGGGGGUGGCUGUGGUCUUGGAUUCAAUGACAAGUCCUGGUGUCUGAACUGCUCUGACAACAGUUACAUUGCCUGGCACAAUAAUAAUCAGACUACCAUAGCCGUCCCCUCCUCCAGCUCCCACAGAGUAGGAGUGUAUCUGGACUGGUCAGCCAGCACUCUGUCCUUCUAUAGAGCCUCCUCUGACACACUGACCCACCUGAUCACAUUCACCUCCACAUUCACUGAGCCCCUCUAUCCAGGGUUUAGGGUUUAUGAUGACUCCUCAGUGUCCCUGUAAAUAAUAACCUGACACACACACACUGGACACACACACACACACAGACAUGCGUGUCUUCCUAUAUUUGUUUAAAUAACACCAUUAAAAUACCAAUGCUAUCAUUUGUUGUCUUUUAUGUUGAAUAACAAAUUGUACAAUUAUAUAUGGACAUACGCUCCAUAGUUGUACAAGUAUA
Salvelinus namaycush (lake trout) is the source of this 2986-nucleotide messenger RNA. RefSeq names its product NLR family CARD domain-containing protein 3-like. Gene Ontology annotation, molecular function: protein binding. Lineage: Eukaryota; Metazoa; Chordata; Actinopteri; Salmoniformes; Salmonidae. The transcript has 5 exons. The annotation marks the transcript as partial. The record is from RefSeq and is a predicted model, not a curated record.